Molecule: messenger RNA, 1008 nt
Organism: Hirsutella rhossiliensis
Lineage: Eukaryota; Fungi; Ascomycota; Sordariomycetes; Hypocreales; Ophiocordycipitaceae
Product: lipase (class 3) domain-containing protein
Exons: 3
Coding region: 1-1008 (335 amino acids)
Biological process (GO): lipid metabolic process
Source: RefSeq, a predicted model, not a curated record
AUGCAGUUUAAAAGCACCUUCACUUUUCUUUCCAUCGUCGGGCUCGUGUCAGCUCUGGCCGUUGAGCGACGCCAAGCAAGCCCAGACGCGCAGUCCCCCGAGCAGUUCGAGGCGUUUGCCCAGUUCUCGUUUGCCUCGUACUGCCGGGAGCUGCACGAUGGCAAGGUAGAUACGGCCGUCUGCACGACGGACAAGCAGGGGACGCCGUGCGCGGGCUUCGGGGACGUCAAGACGACGGCCGAGUUCACCGGCGACGGCAAGAACGGCAUCGGGGGCUACGUCGCCGUCGACAAGGCACAGGGCCGCAUCGUCGUGGCGCUCAAGGGGACGGAUAAUAUCAAGGAAAUCGGGACCGACAUUGCGAUUGCUCAGGUCGAUAGUGAUCUCUGCGAUGGUUGCAAGGUGCACGAGGGCUUCAACGAGGGCUUCAAGAGCGUCAAGGCCCAGCUGGAAACGGCCCUCAGGGCCGAGACGGACAAGCCGGGCCAGCAAGCCUACAGAGUCGUCGUGGCGGGCCACUCGCUCGGCGCGAGCGUGGCAAUGCUCGCCGGCGCAAGCCUGCGGAAGCAAGGCGUCGCGCUCGACAUGUAUCUCUACGGCUGCCCCUUCGUCGGCAACGCCAAGUUUGCCGAAUUCGUCGCUUCCCAGCCUGGCCUGACGGCUCGCAUCACCAACAAGGACGACCUGGUGCCGGCCGUGCCCAAGCGCGGCAUCCCGCCGCAGCAAACGUACGAGCACGUCUUCCCAGAGUUCUGGUACGAGCGCGGCCUCGCCCUGCCCGGCCUCUACCGGGCCGCGGGGCCGCGCGUGUGCCGGAGCGCCGCCGAGUGCACCAGCGCCGACUGCAGCAAGCCGCAAAACGGCCUGCUGCUCUCGGGCUGCAACCUGACGGAUCACGGCCUCUACGCCGGGGGCGCCGGCUUUCGGCCUUGCGCCGGCGAGCCUGACGCCCUGGGCACGGCCUUGGCUUCCCUGAAAGGAGGUCGGCGGAGAGGAGCGGGCGGGUGA